AUGACUAUAAUAACAUUUAACGAUGCUAAAUCAAAUCUACCACCCGGUUGUAGUUGCUACAAUGGCACUGACGGCAUUUUUCCUCGAAGCUGUUAUAUUCCUGGCUGUAGUCGUGGUAAUAAUAAUGGUUGCAAUUCUUUGAAUGUCCUGAUUGGCAACAACUAUCGUAUUCAAUUUGAUAGCGGUACCAAUAUUGUUCAUGGUUGUAAUUGUCCCAACUUUAGUUACAACAAUGGUACGAGUACUGGUGACAAUGGUGUUUCUACUAAUACAGUUGAUACUCCUAUAAGUACUUAUUAUCAAUAUACUAAUUGCAAUAAUAUUGAUGUUAGUCCUAAUGCUGUUGCUUGUUGCAAUUUUUGUUGCACGUUAUCGAAAACGGCUACGAGUAAAUAG
Rotaria sp. Silwood1 is the source of this 396-nucleotide messenger RNA. The record is from the annotation of a GenBank genome assembly. NCBI's taxonomy places the organism in Eukaryota, Metazoa, Rotifera, Eurotatoria, Philodinida, Philodinidae.